AUGUCUACUGAAACGUACAAGGCGAUUUUGAAAAUUCUGGUAAUUUUGAUAUCUGGGUCCAUUUUCCGGUCCAAGACAGACUCGAUAGACAACUACCUACCACUCUACGAAUCGUUGAUUGAAUAUUUGGACGUCAUUGACAUCAUGACCCAAAAACUCUAUUUGCAAGAUAAUAAGAUCACAUACAAUUCGAUCAAGUUGGUGACCGAUUUGAUCAACAAGUCCCUUUUAUGUGGCUACGAUGGUAUCAUUACUCUUGCUGGUCGUUUGAAGCAUGUUACCUUCUUCAGUACUGUUGGCAACUUGAUUGAAACUGACGACAAGUCCAUUCUUGACUCGAUCUCGCACUUGAAAGUCGCCUAUUACAGCCUCAACGAGUACCUCAAUGCCACCACAUUCGACCUUUCUAUUAAGUCGCAUCAAGUGAUGCUUAAUAACCUCUUCAUUUUUUUGGAGGUAUCCCUCAAUGAGUACGGAACUCCUGCCACCACUGAAGAGUACGUCAAGGCCGGAUUCACCGAAGAUCCCAGAAACUUUGUGGUGCAAAACUUUACCAUCUUGCUUGCCAUGGACUUGAAGAUCUUUGUCAAGGACCCCAAUUUCACGUUCAAGAAGCGGUUUCACGAAGAAUUGAUGAUGAGCGACCAUAAUAGAACAUUCCCACUCUUCUUAUUCAUACAAAAGGCCACCGACAUGUGGUUACAAAUAUUCCAUCUGAAAGACCAGUACCCCCACAUCUACUCCUCCAUUUUGAGUUGGGAGUUGAUGAUCUACUACACAAUGAACAAUUGCUUAAUCUUAUGGCAGGAGACGAAGUCCCGGUUGGAAAAUCCACUGGAUAUCGAUAGUAUCAUGGAGCUCUUGGAGGCUCAGGUUAGCCAGUUGAACGAAGACUUGGGUAAGGGCAACAAGUCUGUGGAAGAAUGCUUGGAUCUCACAACAAAGGACCUUGAAACAUUGCGCCAAGUUCAGAUCCAAAAGAUCAGCGACGCUCAUUCAUCAAAAUGGGCGAGUAGACUUGUGGAGUUUGACCUGGUGUUAGCAAGAGAAGUCAUGGACUUUGUAUGUGAACAACGAGUGGUACAAUUACUCAAAGGAUCGUGGGUGUACACCGAGUCGUAUGGAGAGCAAAUGCUCAGAAGUAACUCGAGUCAUCUGGGAGUGGGCAACAAGUACUACUUCAUCAUGUUGGCGCCUAAUAGAAAAUUUGUCUAUUACAAAGAGUUUGUGGAAAAAUCGUUGGUGAACCCAACCUACGAAGAUAUGGAAGAGCAAGCUAUACCGUUGGCUGACAUUGUUGACUUCAAGGCGUCGAAAGCAGGCGAGCAUGUUGGUGAACUGGAUAAGAAACAGAACAGCAUGUUGGUGUCUGUCAAAGGAACCAUUUCUCAUGAAAAUAUCGUUUUGAUUGGAGCCAAGGGUCGGCAUUUGCUCUCGUUCUACACCGAUACACAAGUCAGUAAGUACGUUUGGUUGGAUGGUCUCAAGAUGUUGAAAGGAAUGUGGGCCGGAAGACUAUCGGACGACACCGAGAAGCAGGUUGAGGCAUUGAUAGAAAUGAGAAAAAAUACCCAAUUGUUGGAUUUGGAGCACAAAGCCAUUGGAGGAGAAUUGGAAUACGAGUAUGAUAGUGACGAUGACGAUGACGAAUUCUAUGAUAUCAAGGAGCUCGCCAACGUCACCGGUGAGUUCCACUAUAAGUAG
This is a messenger RNA of Meyerozyma guilliermondii ATCC 6260, 1704 nucleotides long. It is a transcript of the gene LMO1, whose product is annotated as Lmo1p. The transcript has a single exon. The coding region runs from base 1 to 1704 and encodes 567 amino acids. Lineage: Eukaryota; Fungi; Ascomycota; Pichiomycetes; Serinales; Debaryomycetaceae. The record is from RefSeq and is a predicted model, not a curated record.